AUGGCUGUCCGCGCUCAGUUUGAGAACUCGAAUGAAGUCGGUGUCUUUGCUACACUUACAAAUGCGUAUGCGAUUGUCGCAGUCGGAGCUUCCGAGAACUUCUACAGUGUCUUUGAAGCCGAACUCCAAGACGUAAUCCCCAUCUGCCACGCCACAAUCGCCGGAACACGCAUAAUCGGGCGCCUCACGGCAGGCAACAAGAACGGUCUCCUCGUCCCCACCACCACCACCGACCAAGAGCUCCAGCACCUGCGCAAUUCGAUACCCGAUGCGGUCAAGAUUCAGCGCAUAGAAGAGCGGUUAUCUGCGCUCGGUAACGUCAUAUGCUGCAACGAUCAUGUUGCGCUCGUACACCCGGAUAUUGAGCGCGAGACGGAGGAGAUAAUAGCCGAUGUGCUGGGCGUGGAGGUGUUCAGGCAGACGAUCGCGGACAACGUGCUUACGGGGAGUUACAUGGCGCUGAGCAACCAGGGUGGUAUUGUGCAUCCCAAGACGAGCAUUCAGGACCAGGACGAGUUGUCGAGUUUGUUGCAGGUCCCGCUCGUGGCGGGCAGUGUGAAUCGCGGAAGUGCGGUUGUGGGCGCGGGGAUGGUUGUCAAUGACUGGAUGGCUGUUACUGGUCUGGACACAACAGCGACUGAGCUUUCCGUUGUCGAGUCGGUCUUCAGACUCGGCGAGGGCAACGGCCCUGGCGCCAUCAACACGACACACAAGGAUGCUAUGGUCGAGUCGUUCUACUAG
Dothidotthia symphoricarpi CBS 119687 is the source of this 741-nucleotide messenger RNA. RefSeq names its product eukaryotic translation initiation factor-like protein 6. Bases 1 to 741 code for a protein of 246 amino acids. The transcript has 4 exons. Gene Ontology annotation, cellular component: nucleolus; preribosome, large subunit precursor; cytosol. Gene Ontology annotation, molecular function: ribosomal large subunit binding. The record is from RefSeq and is a predicted model, not a curated record. Lineage: Eukaryota; Fungi; Ascomycota; Dothideomycetes; Pleosporales; Dothidotthiaceae. Gene Ontology annotation, biological process: maturation of LSU-rRNA; assembly of large subunit precursor of preribosome; ribosomal subunit export from nucleus.